Penicillium verhagenii is the source of this 1638-nucleotide messenger RNA. RefSeq lists its product as uncharacterized. The transcript has a single exon. The record is from RefSeq and is a predicted model, not a curated record. Bases 1 to 1638 code for a protein of 545 amino acids. Gene Ontology annotation, biological process: transmembrane transport. Gene Ontology annotation, molecular function: transmembrane transporter activity. Lineage: Eukaryota; Fungi; Ascomycota; Eurotiomycetes; Eurotiales; Aspergillaceae.
AUGGGUUUUGGUGUACUUGAAGACCGUUCCAGGCUGCCCAACGUCCCUGGAACGGUCGCGCUCGCCGAAAUGAAUGAGCAAUCCUUUGACAAUCCCGCAACACUCAAACGAGGCCAGGGGGGUGACAAGAACAUCAACCUGGUGCCGCAACCAUCAGAUGAUCCGAAUGACCCCUUGAAUUGGCCUUUGCGGAAGAAAGUCAUGAUCGUGGCAAUUAUGGUUUUUGGUGCAUGUUUGAAUGCUGGUACAGUCGGGCCACUACUCAGCGCCAGCAUUGUGGUUAUUGCGGAUGAUUUCAAACGGCCUAUAGCAGAGAUCACUCUUUUGACCGGAUACUGUCUGGUUGUGGCUGGGGCUUCCUGCCCUCUCGUUUCAGCCUUUGGCACCAAAUUUGGCAAGCGUCCCGUCCUUCUUAUGUCGUCGAUGGCGUCUCUUAUUGGGAGUAUUAUCGGCUCGAUUAGCCAAAACUACAACACCCUGCUCGUCGGUCGAAUUGUUCAGGGAUUCUCCAUUGCGGCAUACGAAUCAAUCACGUUUACGUUGAUCGGGGACCUAUUCUUCGUCCAUCAACGCGGCUUAUGGAUCAAUGUCAUCUCUUUCACUCUCACGGCUGUCUCAAACUUGAGUUCUAUUGUAGCCGGGUCUAUCACAUAUAAUCUUGGCUGGCAUUACCUAUUCCAUAUUCUGAUAGCAUGCUCAGGGCUCCAAGUACUCUUGCUUUUCUUGUUUGCACCUGAAACCUGCUACAAAAGAGAUACUCAACUCAACGAACGACUUGCAGCCAGGGAUGGGAAAGCUCAAAUCAAGGGCACUGAAACGAUAGAGCAUCUCGAGUACUCCUCACCACCUCGAGAUCUAUCUACUAUCCCCUUGAAGUCCUUCCGACAAAAUCUCGCUUUUUCCACCGGCUCAUAUAGCGACGACAGUAUUUUCAAGCUCUUACUCGGCCCCUUCCUAUGUCUUACAAAUAUUUUCGCUUUAUGGAACGUCGUCAUGACGGGCGUGGUCACCUCAACAUAUGUGGCAAUAUCCUAUGUCGUGGCUCAGAUCUUCUCUGAGCCACCCUAUCUCCUUUCAACUGCGCAAAUCGGCUACCUAUCGGUCGGUCCUUUUCUUGGCGGUGUCAUUGGAUGUACACUGGUUGCCCAGGCUUCAGAUCCUUUAGCUGUCUGGAUGGCAAAACACAACAACGGCAUCUAUGAGCCAGAGUUCAGACUUCCGUUGAUUAUAUUUGCAUUCAUUGCAACUGGAGGCUUAUUUGGAUUUGGUGCUACAUCAGCAGCACAUGAGAGUAUUUACUUAGUGGACUUUAUGUGGGGGUUGACACUGGCUGGAAUCUCGUUUGCAGUGGGAUCUUGUUCGGCUUACGCCAUCGACGCCUUCGGGAGCAUGAGCAAUGACAUAUUCGUGGCUAAUGUCAUGUUUAAAAACUUCCUGUUCUUUGGCUACAGCUAUUUUAUCAACGACUGGAUUGUUAAGGACGGGGUUGCAACUCCAUUUUAUGUGUUCGGGGGCAUCAGUGCUGGGCUCAUUGUGACAGCCCUGCCUGUGUAUCUUUUCGGCAAAAGAUACAGGAGUAUGUGGUAUCGUCAUAAUGUUAUGGACAUGGUGAAAGUCAAGAUUCUCGGGUGGUUAUAG